Colletotrichum navitas is the source of this 2283-nucleotide messenger RNA. RefSeq lists its product as uncharacterized. The record is from RefSeq and is a predicted model, not a curated record. Lineage: Eukaryota; Fungi; Ascomycota; Sordariomycetes; Glomerellales; Glomerellaceae. The transcript has a single exon. Bases 269 to 1906 code for a protein of 545 amino acids.
AUUAUGCAAGUGCGACCGCUUUGCAGGAUUCGUGCCUGGAGAGGGGGGGUAGGCUCCAGCAAGUCAGAGUGCAGAGCACACGGUCAGCGCCAAUCUCGCGCGGCAUUACCGAAUCUCACCAGCCGCUAUAUACCCUUUGUGCGCCAUAUCCGUGCCUUUCCAUGUAGUUUCUCCAUCAUAAUGUGUUUCGGACCCUCCUCCAGGAGGUAAGAUCAUCAAAGCUGGGUUUGACUUUUAAAAAGAGUUGCUGUGUCCAUGCCAGCUAACCAUGAAACCCUCCCAAGCCUUUAUCAACCUUCGUCCUCAACUUCGACUUCGCUUCUUGUCCAUCACUUUCUUCUUUGCCUUGUUCGUCUGCAGCUGCCCUACUACCGCGCGUGCAGCACCCUCUGUCCACGAGACUCGCAACAACAGUCCUCUAAACAUCAAUAGGGAUCUCGCACCAUCACUCGAAGACGGACCCCCAGCAGCAUCUGCUGGUGCUCCCAAAGACCCCUCCUACCUUCCUUACCAGAUCGGCGCCAUCGUCGGCUCGUACGGAGUUUCCUUGGUGCUGGUUGCCGCUUUGUUACUCAUACUGUCCAAGAGACGCCGGGAAGCCCUAGCCGCCGGCAACGAAGAGGUCGACUUCGAAGACCCAAAGCCCCAUCCCCCAAAGCUCACGCUAGAGGUGCCAAAUUCCCCCCGUAGCAUCCCGCGGAGUCCCGUUCGCAACAUUUCGUAUCCCGCCGCGGACGAAUACCAGACGCCGGAGUACCCGAUACCCCAGACACCUUACAUCACCCCAACACCCACCUCGACGCUUCACGCCCCAGGAGUAGACUUUGCCGUGGACCAGACUGUGGUCGCAAAAGACAGGAAGAUGGCGCAGACGCAACUCGAGGAGAUGUACAAGUACGUGAUGGAGCAGGAGGAGGCCAAGGCGGCGGGCAUCAAGCUGGAAGGCUCGCCGGUGCUCCCCAACAGUCAGCCACAGCUGCCCACGCCGACAAACGCCGGCUUCAGCAAGUCGACGCUCAGGAAGGAGAAGCACAAGCCGGGGAACCUGACCCUCGGAGAGGAAAAGGGCGAGAAGAAGCAGUCUAGGGCGUCGUCCAUCUUCGCUGCGCUGCGCUCGCCCAAGAAGCACAAGGAAGUGCGGGGCAUCAGCAUCUCAUCACCCAUCAUGACGCCCAUGACGGGCACGUUCCCGCGCCAGGAGUCUCAGGAGCUGAGCGCCAUCCCGCCGCGGCAGUACGCGCCGCCGCCGCCGCCGCCGGCAGUGCCGGGCAGCUCGUCGACGUACGGGGGCGCGCAGCAGCACAACGGCCAGAUAUCCCCCGUUAGCCCGGAGCACUCGCCCGAGAGCACGCAGAGCAUCGACGAGAGAAUCGGCGGGCAGAUACCUUUCGGUCACGCCCGGAACCCCUCGGCGGCCUUGUCCGAGAUGGAGCACAACUCGGCCGUAUCGGAGAGGUCCACUGCCCCGCUCAUCGGGCUGCCGCAGUCCCCGAAGCCGGGCGCACGGUUCUCCAGCACUCUCCCCGCGUCCCCGAAGCCCGGGUCGUCGUUCCAGAUCCCCCCGGCUCCGAGUGCCGCCGGUGGGUUCCGAUCCAAGGCCCCCUCGGCCGUCCGCACCGGAGGCAACCUGCCUCUGCGCGCGUACGAGCCCGCGAUGAGCUCGCCCUCGCUAGUGUCGCAGACCACCAAGCAGACCGUCUUCACUCGCGCGGGCCCGCUGUCGCCGUCGGGGGCGCGGACACCGGCGACUGGGAUGGCAGUGCCGUACUCGCCCUACCAGCCCUUUACACCUUGCGUGCCCAUGACGCCGACACUGGUCACCAAGGCCGACCGCAAGAGGAUGAAGAAGCUGGAGCCCAAAACGCCGACGUUGGAGAUGGUCCGGAGUGAAAACGAUAUCUGGUAAAAGCAAAACAAAAAGAAGAAGAAAGCACAAAAAAACAGCAUGACCCAAGGCUGGCAAGGAAGGGGCCUAGAGAAAGGGAAAUACCAUAUAGACCGUAUGGAGGGGGGAUCAAGAGCAAAGCCCGCCUGGCGGGCGACCGUGAGUGUAAUGUCGUGAUGAAAUUUUCUGUUUUCUUUUUUAUUCCCUUUUUUUGGUCUGUUUUCCUCGAAGAUGUUUUUUCUUCUUCUUUUUCUUUCCCUCUUUCGCCACCCCUUUUUUGUUUCGAAGCUUUCAAAAACGAGAGUGCGCGGGUCAGCGGGCGCGGCUCCUUGGCAAUGUCUCUGUUGACGUUUUGUUCCCUGCUUCAAGCGGAUUUACGUCGAUCGCGUUGCAGCAGA